Myzus persicae (green peach aphid) is the source of this 2108-nucleotide messenger RNA. RefSeq names its product importin subunit alpha-7 (gene Kap-alpha1). The record is from RefSeq and is a predicted model, not a curated record. Gene Ontology annotation, biological process: NLS-bearing protein import into nucleus. Gene Ontology annotation, cellular component: nucleus; nucleoplasm; cytoplasm. The transcript is spliced from 8 exons. Lineage: Eukaryota; Metazoa; Arthropoda; Insecta; Hemiptera; Aphididae. Gene Ontology annotation, molecular function: nuclear import signal receptor activity; protein binding. Bases 323 to 1897 code for a protein of 524 amino acids.
GCCGUAUCCGUUUUUGUUUUUUAUUUAUUUACUCGGAUGUGAUAUUCUGAUUACGCACUAGUGCGAUAUUCUUGCACGUUCUCCGCGCCGAUCUCAGUGGAAACCAGUCGAACAUAAUCCGUUUUUUCCGUGCCCGUUGACGAUAUCGCCUCCGCUUCCAAAACCACCCGCCGUCCACACGCACCGCAGUUUAAUCGUAAGUACGUUGUCCGCCGCUCAACGGCCAUCAGCUACCUGGGCAGUACGCAUGUUAAUAGUCCGUACUUAACCUUAAAUGUCGUGUGUGCGUUGCUCGAGGUGCCGUUACCCAUAGCCGUCGAUCAUGUCCAACACACACAGAAUGCGGUACAAAAACGAAGGCGUUGACUCGAAAGAGUUGCGUCGCAGGCGUGAAGAAGAAGGCAUACAGUUGCGCAAGCAGAAACGAGACAUUCAGCUGUUCAAAAGGCGCAACAUCAACGAGACUAUUCAGAACGAUGACCCUGAUGUGGUUUUACCUAGUACUGCGACUGAUUGGUCCAACAUAAAUGAAGAACUGCUUAAACAUUUGUAUAGCAUUAAUGAAGAAGAUCAAUUAAAAGCAACUCAAAAGUUUAGGAAAUUAUUGUCAUCUGAACCUAAUCCUCCUAUUGAUGCAGUUAUUAGUACUGGUGUUAUUCCACGAUUUGUUGAGUUUUUGAAAAAUACAACCAAUAGCCAUUUACAGUUUGAAGCUGCAUGGGCCUUGACAAAUAUUGCUUCUGGAACAUCAGAACAGACACGAAAGGUAAUGGAAGCUGAUGCCGUACCGGUAUUCAUAUACUUGCUUGAAUCACCACAUGAAGAUGUACAAGAACAAGCAGUUUGGGCUCUGGGAAAUAUUGCUGGAGAUUCUCCUAUGUGUCGUGAUUACGUUUUGAACAUGGGCAUAAUGAAGCCAUUAUUAAAACUUCUAAAUAGUUGUUCACGUCUUUCAAUGACUCGUAAUUCUGUAUGGGCUGUAUCUAAUUUGUGUCGAGGAAAAGUGCCCCCGCCUGAUUUCACUAUGGUUUCACCAGCUUUACCAGUUUUAUCCGAACUGUUGAGUCACAAUGAUCCAGAUGUACUGGCAGAUACUUGUUGGGCUUUGUCAUACUUAUCAGAUGGUCCAAAUGAAAAAAUUCAAGCAGUUAUUGAUGCUAAAGUUUGUCCAACUUUAGUUGAAUUACUUAUGCACACACAAAAUAAUGUUGUCUCCGCCGCUCUGCGAGCCGUUGGUAAUAUAGUAACUGGUGAUGAUCUUCAAACACAAGUUGUUCUAAAUUGUUCAGUCUUACCUUGCUUACUAAGCUUGUUGGGAUCUCCAAAAGAAACUAUUCGUAAAGAGGCCUGUUGGACUAUUUCUAAUAUUACUGCUGGAAAUAAAAACCAAAUACAAGCUGUUUUGAAUGAAAAUAUAUUCCCUGCACUCAUACAUAUUAUGGCCUCAGCUGAGUUUAAGACAAGAAAAGAAGCUGCAUGGGCAAUAACAAAUGCUACUUCUGGGGGAACACAAGAACAAAUUCAACAUUUAGUCGAGCAAAAAUGUAUUCCUCCAUUGUGUGAUCUCCUGACAGUGACAGAUGUAAAAAUUAUCCAGGUGGCUUUGAAUGGUCUAGAAAACAUUCUUAAGUUAGGUGAACAAUUAGCUAGACAAACUGGUGCUGUUAAUCAGUAUGCUGUCCUGUUAGAAGAAUGCUAUGGUCUUGACAAAAUAGAGUUUCUACAGUCACAUGAAAACAUUGAAAUUUAUCAGAAAGCUUUUGGAAUUAUUGAACGUUAUUUUGGUUCUGACGAAGACGAUCCACGUGUUGCGCCAUCUGUACAAGAAACUGAACAAGGAAUUGAACAGUAUGAUUUUAGGGAUCAAAGUGUCCCCAUGGCUAGAUUCCAAUUCUAAGAACUGUUACAGGAAAUAUGAUUUGAUUUUUUCAAUUGUUUUGUUCAUGAUUCUUAUUUGCACAUACAUUUUUAGAAACCAAAAGAGACAUUCUCUAUCCUUUAAAGAACUUGUGACUGAUUACAUUCAACUACUGGCAUAUUUCUGAAGAUUACGAAAUAUUAUUUAAACGACAUUAAUAAAUUGGUUUAUUUCGACUAGUGUUUUUACA